Musa acuminata AAA Group (dessert banana) is the source of this 1236-nucleotide messenger RNA. Its product is annotated as bZIP transcription factor 27-like. Gene Ontology annotation, molecular function: DNA-binding transcription factor activity. Bases 154 to 1002 code for a protein of 282 amino acids. The record is from RefSeq and is a predicted model, not a curated record. Lineage: Eukaryota; Viridiplantae; Streptophyta; Magnoliopsida; Zingiberales; Musaceae. The transcript is spliced from 2 exons. Gene Ontology annotation, cellular component: nucleus. Gene Ontology annotation, biological process: positive regulation of DNA-templated transcription.
GAAAUAAUUACAAUUAGGGGCCAAGUUGGGCCGCAAUGAGGCUCGACGUCAUGAGUCAUUUCACAUCAGCAGGACAGACCGACAGAGUGCAUAAAGACUUAAUUUCUCUUCCCCAUAGCUCUCCGCCUCCUGCCAUGUUUCAGAGCUUUGGUCAUGUGGCCUCCGGAGCAAGACAACCACCAUGGAAGCAGUAACAACAGAGCGGCAUCCUCCUCCUCUUCCUCGAGAACAUCGCCUUCCUCCACCACCUCCACCCUCCUCCCGCGAACACCGAAGAGGAGGACCAUGGAGGAGGUGUGGAGGGACAUCAGCCUCUGCAGCCUCCACCACCAGGAGAGGCAGCUCACACCUAUGAACCACCACCAGCGACACUCCCCCGCCACCUCCCCUUCCUUCCGGGCCACGAUGCUCCAGGACUUCCUAGCCGGGCCCUUGAACAGGCCUCACGCCGUCCCCCCGGACGACGUGCCGCGGCCGCGGUCCUCCACCACGCCUCUGACCCAGCUGAGCUUAAGCCCCACCCUGGAGAUCCAACCGAUGGGGUCCGACGCCCACGCCAACUCCAGCUCCAGCGGUUACAACGCCUCCUUCAUCUCCCCUGCUUUCUCCGGCAACAUGCGCCGCCCCCCGUCGCCCAUCGGCCUCUUCUCCUUCUGCUCCAAGGAGGCCGUGUCGGAGAACCCCUCCGCCAGCUGCGACCGCCGGCACAAGCGCAUGAUCAAGAACCGGGAGUCUGCCGCCCGUUCCCGCGCCCGGAAACAGGCUUACAUGAACGAGCUGGAGCUGGAGGUGGCUCAUCUGUUGGAGGAGAACUCCAGGCUAAGGAAAGAGCUCGAAGAGGUGACACACACACACCUAUGUAGUUGUCAUUUCUGUGCGGGAAUAAUGUCAUGGUCAAUGUUCUCUUUCAUUGGUUGGUAUUGUGGGCAGCUACGUUCGGCAAUGGCCGCCAAGCAUCCCAAAAGGAAGGCACUGCAGAGGAGCUCAACCGCACCAUUUUGAGGAAGCAGCACAGGAUGCAUGGCAGCGCAUGUGGGCUGUCUACAGUAAGUAUGUAUGUAUGUACGUACGUAUGUCUGUAUGCCUUUGCGAUCCUCUCCUCCCUAUAUAUCCACCUUGCCCCCUUCUUCUGCAACAAGGUCGAAUGAUUUGUAUGAUAUAUAGAUAGGCUACGGAAUUUUGUGCAGAAAUGGUAUACAUGAUACAUAUACCUGUUCAAGGGAAGUCACCCCCCUA